Messenger RNA from Hemicordylus capensis (graceful crag lizard), 3565 nucleotides. RefSeq names its product receptor interacting serine/threonine kinase 4 (gene RIPK4). Bases 137 to 2584 code for a protein of 815 amino acids. Lineage: Eukaryota; Metazoa; Chordata; Lepidosauria; Squamata; Cordylidae. Gene Ontology annotation, molecular function: protein kinase activity; ATP binding; protein binding. Gene Ontology annotation, biological process: protein phosphorylation. The record is from RefSeq and is a predicted model, not a curated record. The transcript is spliced from 9 exons. Gene Ontology annotation, cellular component: cytoplasm.
UGAGUACACCUUGAGUCACCUGGGGAAAGACAGAACAGCGAAGGCGGAGGGAGAGGCAGUCAGGGAGUUUAGUGUGGGGCUCAGGCGAGCGCAAUCCUGUCACACUGGGGAGGAGGAGGAAGAAGAAGGGAGCCCCAUGGAGAAGGAGGGCAGCUCCUCGUGGGCCAUGGGGCUGCUGAAAACCUUUGACUCCAGCGAGUUCGUGAGCUGGGAGAAGAUCGGCUCCGGGGGCUUCGGGCAGGUUUACAAAGUCCGUCACAUACACUGGAAAACAUGGCUCGCUAUCAAGUGCUCGCCCAGCCUGCAUGUGGACGAGAAGGAGCGUAUGGAACUCUUGGAAGAAGCCAAGAAAAUGGAAAUGGCAAAAUUCCGCUACAUCCUUCCAGUUUAUGGCAUCUGCAAGGAGCCUGUGGGCUUGGUCAUGGAAUACAUGGAGACGGGAUCACUGGAAAAGCUCCUGGCCUCGGAACCACUGCCCUGGGAGCUACGCUUCCGAAUCAUCCAUGAGACUGCUGUGGGCAUGAACUUCCUUCACUGCAUGUCUCCACCUCUGCUCCACCUGGACCUUAAGCCAGCUAAUAUAUUGCUUGAUGCCCAUUAUCAUGUCAAGAUUUCAGAUUUUGGAUUAGCCAAGUGCAAUGGUCUUUCUCAUUCUCAUGACCUCAGCAUGGAUGGACUCUGUGGCACUAUUGCAUACUUGCCUCCGGAGCGCAUUAAAGAGAAGAACAGAUAUUUUGACACCAAGCAUGAUGUCUACAGUUUUUCCAUUGUUAUCUGGGGAGUUCUGACACAGAAAAAGCCUUUUUCAGAAGAAAAUAACAUUCUACAUAUUAUGGUGAAGGUAGUUAAUGGCCACCGCCCAGAACUACCCACAGUUUCCAAAUCCAGACCUCGUGCAUGCAAUAACUUGAUCAAACUGAUGCAAAAGUGCUGGCAAGAUGACCCUAACAAGAGGCCAACAUUUCAAGAGAUCACCUCUGAGACAGAAGAUCUUUGUGAAAAACCAGAACAUGAAAAUAAGGAAAUGAUAGUUCAAGAGACUAAAAAUACUCGGGAAACUUACCCUAAGGAGAUGCCUGUAUUGUCCCAGCUAGAGCAAGAGCCUGGUCCCACAUCAGUGAAGGAUUAUAGCCUCUCUGAGUUGUUGUCCCAGCUGGAUUCAGGAAUUUCACAGACGGAAGAGCCUGAAGAGCUCAGUCGUAGUGCUUCCGAAUCUAGGCUUGCUUCCAGCGACAAAAGGCUUUCAGGGGUGUCCUCUGUGGAUUCGGCCUUUUCUUCCCGAGGUUCCCUGUCGCUGUCAUUUGAGAGAGAGAAUUCUGGAACAGAUACUGGUAUAACAGAUAUCCAGAAAAGAAAGCUGGCUGAGGCGAUCACAUCUGGAGACACUGGCAAACUGAUGAAGAUCCUUCAGCCUCAGGAUGUUGACCUUGUUUUCGAUGGGAAUUCAAGCCUUCUGCAUUUGGCUGUUGAAGCAGGCCAAGAAGAAUGCGUCAAGUGGCUCCUUCUAUAUAACGCCAACCCCAAUCUGACCAACAAGAAGGGUUCUACACCCCUCCAUGUGGCUAUAGAGAAAAAGAACAAAAGUAUUGUUGAGCUGCUUCUGGCAAGGAAAAUUAAUGUGAAUGCUAAAGAUGAGGACCAGUGGACAGCACUUCAUUUUGCUGCCCAGAACGGGGAUGAGUUGAGCACAAGAACACUGCUUGAGAAGAAUGCCUUGCUGAAUGAAGUUGACUUUGAAGGAAGAGCUCCCAUCCAUAUUGCCUGCCAGCAUGGCCAAGAGAACAUUGUACGCAUCUUCCUGAGAAAAGGAGUUAAUGCAGAUGUCAAAGGGAAGGACGACUGGGUGCCUCUGCAUUAUGCUGCCUGGCAAGGUCACCUGUCCAUUGUAAAGCUUCUAGCCAAGCAGCCUGGUGUCAACGUGAAUGCGCAGACAAUGGAUGGAAGAACCCCUCUGCACCUGGCAGCCCAGAGAGGGCAUUAUAGAGUAGCUCGUAUCCUUGUUGAGCUGCAGUCAGACAUCAAUAUUAAAAAUGUGUUCCUUCACACUGCUCUCCAUGUAGCUGCGGAAACUGGCCACACCAGUACUUCAAGGCUGCUUCUCAACCGAGGUGCAGAUGUAGAAGCGGCAACAGCAGAAGGCUAUACUGCACUCCACCUAGCAGCUCGCAAUGGCCACUUAUCAACGACCAAGCUGUUGAUUGAAGAAGGCGCGGAUAUCCUGGCCAGGGGUCCUUCCAGCAGGACGGCACUUCAUCUUGCUGCUGAAAAUGGACAUGAUGAAGUAGUUGAGGAACUUGUCAGUUUGGGAAAUGUAAAUGACCCUGAUGAGGAAGGAUUGGUAGCUCUGCAUCUGGCUGCAAAAGGGGGACACACGCACACAGUUGAGAUUUUAUUAAGGCAUGGUGCCCUUCCUGAUAUGAAGAGCUUUGCCUUUCAGACCCCACUGCAACUGGCUAAGCAGAUGGGAAACAGUGCUGUCGUCACAUUACUUGGCAAAUAUGAAAUUCUAUCCAAGCAGAAGCUACUUGUUGACGAAGCCAUGCAGUCUAAUGAGCCGAGUGAGUGUGGAGCCAGAAGAUCCUGAGCACAGUCGGACACUUUCCUAUAAGGUGGUGUUGAGCAAGCCAUAUGUAAAGAUGAUGGACAGAUCCUUCCCCUUCUCCUUUGGUACAAAGGGACUUCAUUCGCCCUAGAGAUAGAUGGUGUGAGGAAUAACUUCGUUAAAGGCUAAAUGGAUGCUUGUCUCUUUCAAUUUAGAGUCCAAUAUCAAAUAUUUCAAUCAUUUGUGCAUUCAGACACUUCUUAGAAUGUCACACUAGAAUAUUUUUUAAACUUUAUUUUCCCCGGUGUGCUUCCAUGGUGCACAAGUCAAUACAAAAAUUAGCAAUUGUUGGGGGGAAAUAUGUAUUCUUGGAGUAGUUGUCAUUGUAUGGAUGACUAUCAAAAUCUGUUUCAUGAAUGCACAAGAGAUUCUUUAAAAAGAACGUAGAAAUCCUGAUUUCAGAGCCACACAUUUCUUCUUCUCAAUCAGUUUUCCAUGGUUGUGAUGAGCUAGUGCUUGCCAUAAGAUCUGCAAGUAUCUGAAUGUUAAUUGAAGGGAGUGUUGCAUAAAAAUUCAUUUCUGUUAUACAACUGCUUGUGGAUAUGUGUGAUGUUGAUAGAGAGAGGUGUGUGUGUGUGUGUGUGUGUGUGUGUGUGUGUGUGAGAGAGAGAGAGGGAGAACUGAAGUGCAAGGUGUGUGUGUAUGUUAAAGCUGGACGACUGAUUUUUGUAAACUGUGUAUGCAAGUCUGGAAAUUUCCUAUGUAACAGUUUGGAAAUUUCUGAAGAGCAGUCUUAAAUGGUGUAGAUUAUUGAACCACAUGUACAGUGCCUUCUAAUUGAACUAACUGUGUUGGCUAACUAAUAUAAAGAUAUACUGUGUAUAUAGUAUUCAGUCCAUUUGUAUGUCCUUUUCUACUUCAGAAAACUGAACUCUUUAGAUCUGGGUAUGUUUUAAUACACCUUUCUAAAUGUUCAUUAUUUUCAAGUGUGACCUGUUUUAUCAAUAAAAUAGUUCUGCUUUA